Molecule: messenger RNA, 1981 nt
Organism: Ornithorhynchus anatinus (platypus)
Lineage: Eukaryota; Metazoa; Chordata; Mammalia; Monotremata; Ornithorhynchidae
Gene: MLST8
Product: MTOR associated protein, LST8 homolog
Exons: 10
Coding region: 114-1121 (335 amino acids)
Biological process (GO): regulation of actin cytoskeleton organization; TOR signaling
Cellular component (GO): TORC2 complex; TORC1 complex
Molecular function (GO): protein binding
Source: RefSeq, a predicted model, not a curated record
CCGGCCCCGCCCGUCUAUCGAUUCGUUCCGCCUCGCCCUUCCGGACUGAGCCCCGGCGGCGCGGGAGCGGAGCAGCGAGAUGAGAUAACGGAGGACCAGAGAAGUGAAGUGGAAUGAGGCCCAUGGUCACAGAGCAGGUCAUGAACGCCUCUCAGGGCACGGUGGGCAGCGACCCGGUCAUCCUGGCCACGGCCGGCUAUGACCACACCGUCCGGUUCUGGCAGGCCCACAGCGGCAUCUGCACGCGGACCGUGCAGCACCAAGACUCCCAAGUCAACGCCCUGGAAAUCACUCCGGAUCGCAGCAUGGUCGCCGCCGCAGGCUACCAGCACAUCCGCAUGUACGACCUGAACUCCAACAACCCCAACCCCGUCAUCAACUACGACGGCGUCAGCAAGAACGUGUCGUCGGUGGGCUUCCACGAGGACGGCCGCUGGAUGUACACGGGCGGGGAGGACUGCAUGGCCAGGAUCUGGGACCUCAGGUCUCGCAACCUACAGUGUCAGCGGAUCUUCCAGGUGAAUGCCCCCAUCAACUGUGUCUGCCUGCACCCCAACCAGGCCGAGCUGAUCGUGGGGGACCAGAGCGGGGCCGUCCACAUCUGGGACCUCAAGACCGACCACAACGAGCAGCUGAUCCCCGAGCCAGAGGUCUGCAUCAACGCCGUCCACAUCGACCCCGACGCCAGCUACAUGGCGGCCGUCAACAGCUCGGGCAACUGCUACGUGUGGAACCUGACCGGGGGCAUCGGGGAGGAGGUGACCCAGCUGAUCCCCAAAACGAAGAUCCCGGCCCACAACCGCUACGCCCUGCAGUGCAAGUUCAGCCCUGACUCCACGCUCCUGGCCACCUGCUCGGCCGACCAGACCUGCAAGAUCUGGAGGACGUCCAACUUCUCCCUGAUGACGGAGCUGAGCAUCAAGAGCAGCAACCCGGGAGAGACGUCGCGCGGCUGGAUGUGGGGCUGCGCCUUCUCCGGCGACUCUCAGUACAUUGUCACCGCGUCCUCCGACAACCUGGCCCGGCUGUGGUGCGUGGAGACCGGGGAGAUCAAGCGGGAGUACAGCGGCCACCAGAAGGCCGUCGUGUGCCUGGCGUUUAACGACAGCGUGCUGGGGUAGCGGCUGGCCGACGGGGACGCCCCAGACCCCGGCCGCCCCGGUGGGCAGAGGGGCGGGCGUGUCCGCUUCCCUCCCCGCCGUCGCUCACCCCGCACCCGGCAGCGGGACCCAGGACGGUCUUGGAAAGAUUGUGGUCAGCUUUCUCUGGAAGAAGCCCCUUACAGCCGCGGGUACGGGGCACGGACGUGACCCUCUAGACACGUGGCUGGGUAUGGUCACGUGUGCGUGGGUGCCACCCACUCGGUCCUGUCCCCGCCACGGGCCGGGAAGCACAGCCGGCUCUACGGGGAGGGGGUGGGUGGCUGGUUCGUCCGGCCGCCCGUCCGGCCGGCCCUCCGCAGGCCGGGGCUCCACCGCUCCAGGCUCAUCUCUUCUGCUGCGUGGACCGGAGACGGAGGGUGCUGCCGGCCAGGGUGGGUCAGAGGGCUCCCGCCACCAGCUGGGUCGGAACCCUGACCCAGUGCUCCCUGAGCGGGGGCCGUUACAAAAACCCGCUGUGUCCACGCUCCCAGGAUCCCACCUCCUCUCUGACAAGAGACCAGCAGCCAGAGGAAGUUGAGGGGUGGGAAAGCUGCCGGGGGAGGAGGGUGUCACCAUCGGAGGACAGAGGGGGAAACGGGCAGGGGGCCGCCCCUCCUCUUCCCUCGGGCCCUCGCUUUUUGGGGGGGAAGAGGGGAGCAGACGGCGCGAAGAACAGAGGAGGGGCCCCGGCUGUCGCCGUUGGGGAAUCGCUUUAUUUCAGGCCCGGGCUGGGGAGCCCCCCCCCCCCCCCCCCGGACCGACGGGAGGGUCGCGGGGCGGCUCUUCCUACUCUAACCCAGCCGGACGCCGUCCGUGUCGUAAGUAAACCAUCCCUCCCA